AUGGCUUUCAACCGAAGAGGUUCCAAUGCCUUGCGCUCUCACGAGUCAGCCCGUGCGAGCUUCGUGUACGACGAGAAUAUCGACCAACACGUCGACAGCCUGCAGGGUCAGCCGGCAAACCCGCUCCAGUAUGGGCGGUCGCCGGCAGUCAGCCGCGCCAGCAGCCUGCGGGUCAGCACCAGCGCCGGCAUGACAUCAACACCCCCCAGCCCGCUGCCCAGCGCGAACCGCCAAAGCUUUUUCCCUUCCACGCCACCUCCAUUCUUGCCAGGCAUGUCGAGCCAGGAGUCCAUCGACAGGCGAAGCUCCAGCAGCAGCACCGCCGGGGUGCCGCCCGCUGUCCGCCGGCCCCUGGGGCUCCUCCGCCGCGUAACCUCGGGCACACGAACGCUGUACGAACGGCGGAAGGAGAAGGAGGCCGACGCGCGACGCGUGCCGCCAUGCCCGCGCCACGAGACGCCCAGGUGCGCCCAGGACCUCCACUGGGUGGCGGGCGCGGACUUCGCGGUGCCGCAGCCGCAACGCGAGGAUGGGCUGGCGGUGCAGGCGCUCACCUAUGACAAGCUACGGUUCGACCCGGACUCAGACCCGCUGAUAGGGGCGGCCGAGGAGCGGGGUUUCCGGUACCGCGAGCCCCGGAACCACUGGUUCCACUACUGCAACACGUGCAAGCUGGCCUUCCUCAAGGGCAGCGCAGGCAAGGCCGUGGCGACGCACCCGGGCCACCUGGCCGAGGCGGACGCGGGCCAGGGCUUUGGCACGCGCGCGGUCGCGGUCUACGUCGACGCGACGCCCGGGUACGGCGACGGGCCGAAGUGGUCGAUCUACUUCGGGCCCAAGUCGCCGUACAACGAGCAGAGCAGCCCGGCGGGCAUCCUGCCGGUGCAGGUGGAGCUGCGGGCGAUCUGGACGUGCCUGACGCAGGUGCAGAACCGCGUCGUGACGGCGCAGCAGGAGCGCGUCCGCGCCAAGCUCAAGACCAACAGUGCGGACUUCGCGCUGGCGGCGCAGCGCUUCUCGCUGCUGGUCUUCACGCCGCUCAAGUCGGCGCUGGCGCUGUGCGCGGACGAGGCGGACCGCGUGCUCGAGCACGUCCAGCAGGAUUCGGAGACGCCUGGCCCCGCCGAGGCCGCCUUCGCGUACCCGGAGCAGACGCCCGACUGGGUGGCGGCGCGCCGCGCCAGUGCCGAGUGGCGCGAGGAGAAGGCUCGUGUCGAGCUCGCGGUCGUGCAGCUCGCGGCUGUCGGCGUGCAGGUCCGCUUCUACUACACGCCGGUCGAGGGCGAGUACGCACCUGAGUGGAAGGCGCUGGCGUCGGCGGGUAGCUUCGCUUAG
Messenger RNA from Neoarthrinium moseri, 1335 nucleotides. RefSeq lists its product as uncharacterized. Bases 1 to 1335 code for a protein of 444 amino acids. The record is from RefSeq and is a predicted model, not a curated record. NCBI's taxonomy places the organism in Eukaryota, Fungi, Ascomycota, Sordariomycetes, Amphisphaeriales, Apiosporaceae. The transcript has a single exon.